GCAAAAUAAGUCACCUUGUGUGUAAUGCUAUAAAGGCUUAGAUUGCUUAUACAUAAUACCGAAUAAUGCGCUGUCUGCGAUUUGCAAAACGCCUGUGAGAGGUGCUGGGUGACAUACUGAAAUCUUUCCUGUAUUUUUUGUUCAAACCUUCACAAAAGCGAAGCGCCAGUUUUAGGCCGCUUAUAAUCAAGCAAAACAGGUAACACACCAGAAUAUUUCCAACAUUAAAAUGUUUACACACAAAAACCGCACUAAUGGCGCAAUUCGUAUUCUACCGCAUGUGUGCUUGCCGCAGACCAUUCCGUUUUCAAGCCUGGAACGCCUCGGCGCGGACAUCGGGGAAGACAACGACGCGCCGAACCCCGACGACGUAGCCGUCGUAAUGUUCACCAGCACGUCACUCGGUGCGCCCAAGGGACUCGUGGCGACGCACAAAAACAUCAUCGCGGCCAUCAACGGUCUCGGCGUCGUUCGCAAGCAGUACUGCGCCGAAGACGACACGUACAUCGCCUACCUUCCCUUGGCGCGCGUGUUCGAACUGGUUCUCGAGUUACUCGUCUUCGGCACCGGCACUCCCAUCGGCUACUCCUCCGCGCUAACCCUAACCGACGCCUCGACGGGAUUGGCUAAGGACUUCCGCGGAGACGCGACGCUCUUGAGGCCAACCCAGAUGGCCGCCGUGCCGAUCAUCAUCGACAGGAUCUGCAAGAGCAUCUCCGGCGCAGUCGCCUCGAAAGGAGUUCUAUUCAAGGAGUUAUUCGAUUACGCCGUACAGUACAAAAACUUCUGGUACGACCACGGCUUCAACACGCCUCUGCUCAACCAUUUCAUCUUCAACGACGUGAGACGUGUACUGGGCUCGCGCCUCAGGGUUCUCGUCUGCGGCUCGGCGCCGCUGUCCCCUCGAACGCGCCGCUUCGCCCGGGCCUGCCUGUGCUGCCACGUGGUCGAGGCGUACGGCACGACCGAGACGUGCGCCGUGGGCACCGUCAGUGACAUCGACGACACCAGCGUGGGUCGAGUGGGCGCCCCAGUUCCGGGCUCCUACAUCCGGCUUGUCGACUGGCACGAGGGCUCCUACUUCGUGUCGGACAAGCCCAACCCGCGAGGCGAGAUUGUCGUCGGUGGUCCGUGCGUCGCGCAGGGCUACUUGAACCGAAAGUUACUCACGCGCACGGCGUUCCGCUACGAAACCGGGGUACGUUGGUUCUACACGGGCGACGUCGGAGAGAUCUUUCCGGACGGCACUCUGAAGAUCAUCGACCGCAAGAAUAAGGAGACGGUCAAACUGCAGUGCGGCGAGAACGCAUCGCUCGUUCACGCCGAGACGGUGCUCAGGAUGUGUCCCCUCGUGGACAACGUACUCGUGCACGGCAGCUCGAUGGACGCGUACCUCGUGGCUCUCGUGGUGCCGAACAAUGACCAACUGCAGAGCCUUGCUCGACGCAUCUACUGGGUGGCGGGAAAAGCGCUCACGUUGAAGGAGCUGUGCGAAGACCGUGAUGUGAUAAGAGCCGCCAGCGAGUUGAUCCGGACGUUCGCGCGCGAGAGCGGCGAGCUGCAAAAGAGCGAAGUUCCGGUCAAAGUGAAGCUCUGCGCCGACGAGUGGCAGCCGGACACGGGACUGGUCACGGCCAUCUUCGAGACGCGCAGGAAGGCGCUUGAAGAUUUCUAUGAGCGCGACAUCAAAGCUCUCUAUGCCACGGCCGAGCACAGUCUAAUUGCCCAGGAGUGACUGAAGGACUUCUUCGAGGGCCGAAAUUCCGACGCACGUACAGCCGUGCCGUGCAUGUGAAAUAAAUAUUCAUAAGCUUUACCAAGUUACGGAUAAAGUUAGCGGGAUUCAGCAGGCUCACUUGGUCAAAAUUCUCUAUGAUAGCUAUACUAAUGAAUUACGA
Messenger RNA from Rhipicephalus sanguineus (brown dog tick), 1898 nucleotides. RefSeq names its product fatty acid CoA ligase Acsl3. Gene Ontology annotation, cellular component: endoplasmic reticulum; plasma membrane; lipid droplet. Gene Ontology annotation, biological process: long-chain fatty acid metabolic process; neuron differentiation; long-chain fatty-acyl-CoA metabolic process. The coding region runs from base 230 to 1735 and encodes 501 amino acids. The record is from RefSeq and is a predicted model, not a curated record. Gene Ontology annotation, molecular function: palmitoyl-CoA ligase activity. The transcript has a single exon. Lineage: Eukaryota; Metazoa; Arthropoda; Arachnida; Ixodida; Ixodidae.